Molecule: messenger RNA, 1595 nt
Organism: Puntigrus tetrazona (Sumatra barb)
Lineage: Eukaryota; Metazoa; Chordata; Actinopteri; Cypriniformes; Cyprinidae
Gene: jpt1a
Product: Jupiter microtubule associated homolog 1a
Exons: 5
Coding region: 152-631 (159 amino acids)
Cellular component (GO): nucleus
Source: RefSeq, a predicted model, not a curated record
CUAAUCUCGUCUAAUGGGCGUGUACAGGAGCGCGGAUUCAGCACCGAGACACCGAUGACCUGAGCGGGAGUCUCUCUUUGUGACUUGAUGACAAUAACCUGUCCGAUAUAGUUUGGGAAAGGCCGUGAGCAGACGCUUCAGAGUGCUCGAGAUGACGACCACCACCACUUACCAAGGCAUGGACCCGACCGCGAGGAACAGCUCCAGAGUGCUGCGUCCACCAGGUGGAGGUUCAAACAUCUGCUUUGGGGCGGAUGAAGAGAAACCCGUGAAAAAAAACAAAAUGGCAUCUAGUAUAUUUGCCGAACCUGAGGACCCUCAUGCCCAUCGAAGGAACAAUCCACCAGGUGGAAUGCCUACAGGUGUGUUGUGUGGAGAGCCAUCCGCCCCUCUCAGAAGAUGUACUGCUCCAGCAGCCAACCAAAGCAACACCACAGUUGAAGAUACUGUACCCGUGAAUGGUCAGGAAGAUUCCGUCACUGUUGGCACCGUUGAUAGCACAGAAGAGCCUGAACCUAUCCGGGAGCAGGAUGACACACCAGCUCCGACUUGCCUUUCCGCAACAGAGCAGCCUACAGCUUCUGGCCGUAGAAACCCACCUGGAGGCAAAUCCUCUCUUAUCUUAGGUUAAAGAUUUGCCUCAAUUAAGGAUAAGGUCUGGGCCUAUGAAACGAGCAUCUCAGAGUAAACGUGCUGUUCUGUGGUCAGUAUCCAUCCUCUGCAUAACCGUAUUCAUAAAAAGACAUAAGCCACAAAGAACAGAUUAAGGUCAGGACAGUUUAGACAGAGAAGCGUGCCACAAAUCUCUGAGCUGUGAUUUGUUCAAAGAAUAUCGGUCGCUCAGUCUCGCCUCGACUAAGAUCAGACCCUUAAGGAACAACAGAUCCCGGGUGGGCACUGCUACUCUCAGAUACUGCAAACCAUAGGCCAAAACAUGCCGUUAAAGUCCAGUCCAGUCAAGUUUUUAUUUUUAUUUUUUAUUACUGUCAUCGAUUGCCUAUGAAAUGUCUCCCUACGCAGUGUUUGUCUUACUUUUUUUUUGUGUGUGUUAUGUUUGUGUCAGCACUUUAUGAACUGUGGUGCCCAAUUUGUGGUGCCUCGGACCUGCUGGUUAAAACACAAGGUUUGAAUAAUUCCAUGUCUCGUCCAUUAAUGAAAAAAAAAGAAAAAAAAAAAGUGAAACAUUAGUAGAUGUAAAGAAAAAAGUAUGAAUCUUGAAAAGCAUAUUUAGUACAAAAACACAAUCAUAAGAGUUAACAGAGCAACAAACGUAAGGGUGAGAUGAAACAUUACCUUCUAGUCACAGGUGCAUGUGAGCAAGCUGUUAUUUACUUGUGUUUGUUUAAAAAAAAGCAAAGUUAUGAAAAUGUACAAAAAUACAAAACAACAGCCACAGUGUACAGUCAUCGUGUCUGAUCGCUCAUCAAGCAGUCCACAUUCAACAAAAGCAGUUAAAGUUCUUGUUGCCUUGUUAUUUUUGACGUAUGCCAAAAAGGUGCUGUAUUAUUCAUUGACUCCUUGGAGGAAGUGUGUAACAGAGUCUGUUCAUUUUUUAUGUACAUGAGCUUUUCUCAGAUUAAAAAAAAAUGAGUAAA